AUGGCCAAUAUAAAGUCGAAUAGCAAUCGACAGAAUUCUAGAAAGAGCAAUCAGGCGUGUGGAACUGGGAUGAAUUGUAAUGGAAAUUACAGUUGCAAGAGUAAGAGUAUGGAUAAGAAAAGAAAAAGAAAGCUUCAGCACCAGCUUUUCAUGAAUGAAGAUGAUUACAGGCUACGGCUUCAGGAGGUUUUGUACUCUCCAGAGCACAUUCUCACUAAAAUUUUCCGAAAGGACGGCCCGCCCCUUGGGAAUGAAUUCGAUUCCCUUCCAUCAAAUGCUUUUCUCUGUAAGAAGAAAGGUCCUACAAAGUGUCGUCAUACUUCUGAAGAGAAUUUACAAGUCUAUAAAAGAAGAAAGGGUUGUUGUGAGAAUAGUGCUCCAACACUGCAGCAUGGCAUGGGUAAAGGCUUGAUGACUGAUACGGGUGCUCCAGCAAAGAAAAAUGGUAGGAGUAAAGAUCUAAUAUCUCAAAAGGGUGCUCCUGUGAAGAAACAUGGCAUUGGAAAAGGUUUGAUGAGAGUUUGGCAGAUGACAAAUACUGAGGCUAGAGAUUUUCCUUCUUAUGGUAUUUCCAGUGAGAGCCUCAUCCAACAGAAGAAAAAUAGUUAUCAGCAACGGCAAAAUAUUCUGAGAAAGUUAUCAAACAAAGAACAAGCUAAGAGGAAGAUUCCCCCAAGUAGAAAGGUGGAGUACCAGAAAGUUGAAAAGCGAAAUCGUAAAGAAAAAUGUGAACUUGCUCUGGACAGAGAGAGAUGUCUGGAAAAUUCAGAACACUUUGCAAUGCUAAUAGAUGAUGAGGAACUGGAGCUAAGAGAAUUACAAGCAGGACCAAAUCCAUUAACUUGCUCUGCGCACUUUACAACCAAUGGAUCACAUGGUUGUUCGCUUUGCAAAGAUUUGCUAGCCAAGUUCCCUCCAAAUACUGUCACAAUGAGGCCUCCCUUCUAUGUGCAACCAUGGGAUUCCUCUCCGGAGCUUGUCAAGAAACUUUUCAAGGUAUUCCAUUUUCUUUGUACUUAUGCUAUAAAAAUUGAUGUAUGUUCAUUCACCUUAGAUGAGUUUGCGCAAGCAUUUCAUGAUAAGGACUCCCUGUUGCUUGGGCAAGUACAUGUGGCCCUUCUCAAACUUCUUGUAUCUGACAUUGAGCAGGACCUAAGCAGAGGAUUUUUGCCUCAUGCAAGCAAAAAUCGCAGGUUCUUGGCUUUACUGCACUCGGUUGAAGUUCAAGACUUUGUACUAGGCUUCUGGCAGAAGUCACUGAACCUCCUGACAUGGACAGAAAUAUUACGUCAGGUGUUGGUUGCUGCUGGUUUUGGUUCUAAACUCGGAGUGGCACCUAAGGGAGCUCUCAACAAGGAAGUCAAUCUUAUGGCAAAGUAUGGCUUAAAUUCUGGUACAUUGAAGGGUGAACUGUUCAGUACUUUGCUGACCCAAGGAAGCAGUGGAAUGCAAGUCUCAGAAUUGGCAAAAUCUUCAUCUAUUGUUGAGUUGAAUCUUGUGGAUACAACCCAUGACCUUGAGAAUUUAGUACACUCGGCUCUCUCAAGUGACAUUACAUUAUUUGAAAAGAUUUCUUCUUCCGGAUAUCGUCUUCGAAUCAAUACAACCACAAAAGAAGAAGAAGUAUGUCCUUCUGAUUGUGAAGACUUUGGGAGUGUUGAUGAGAUUUCUGCAGUCAGUGGUGGAUCCAACGAUGCGGAUGAUUCCAAGUCUGAGUCCAUGGAUUCUAGUCCAACUAGACUUAAGCAAGAUUAUUGUAAAAGUAAGAAUAGUACGUUGACAGUGUACAAUGAAAUUGAUGAGAGCCAUCCAGGAGAAGUGUGGUUGUUAGGUUUAAUGGAAGGUGAAUAUUCAGAUUUAAGCAUUGAAGAGAAGUUGAAUGCUUUAGCUGCAUUGACUGAUCUGCUUAGUGCUGGAUCCAGUUUCAGAACAGAGGAUUUCUUGACACCUAUACUCAACGUCGAAUGUUCUCCAAACAUCAAUCAUUAUGCUUCUGGUGGAAAAAUAAAGCGAUCAACAGUGAAACAAUGUAAACCUGGGCUAAUAGUAGGCGGUGGUGGACAAAUGGUUAGUAACAAUGACGUGAGUACAUCAGAUCAGCCAAUCGAUUCAUUAGUUCUUCUAUCAAAGAUUGGUAGCAAGGGAAAAGAUGGCAACACGAGGAAGGAUGCUAAAGAAAUGAAAGCAGAGGACUAUUUGCACCCCAUGCAGUCUAUCUUUCUGGGUUCCGAUCGUAGAUACAAUAGAUACUGGAUUUUCUUGGGCCCUUGUGAUGAAUUUGAUCCCGGCCACAAGAGGAUUUAUUUUGAAUCUUCUGAAGAUGGUCAUUGGGAGGUGAUUGAUACUCAAGAGGCUUUGUGCACUUUGUUAUCGACCCUGGACCAUCGCGGUGCCCGGGAGGCUCGCCUUCUAGCAUCCUUGGACAAACAGAAAGCAUUUCUUUGCCAAGUGAUGUCCAGUAUGCCAAAUGCUGGUAGAAUCAGGCAGUGCACUAUAUUUGAUCAAUCUGAACUGAAUACAUCUAGAGAAGAUAGUUCGUCUCCGGUGUCUGAUGUAGACAACCAAUUGAGCCUGUGCGAAAUGCAAAAUGAUCUUCCCUCUUCUACUGUUGCUAUAGUUCCUGAAGUUGGGAAGAAAGGAGAACAGAAGGACCAAUGGAGCAGUUCCCAAGCUUUUGGCUCGUGGAUAUGGAAGUCAUUUUAUUUAGAACUCAACUCUGUUAAGAAUGGGAAGAGGGCAUAUAUUGACUCACUCAGAAGAUGUGAACAUUGUCAUGACCUCUAUUGGAGAGAUGAGAAGCACUGUAAGGUUUGCCAUACCACAUUUGAGCUUGAUUUUGAUCUAGAAGAGAGAUAUGCAGUUCAUUCUGCAAUAUGUCAGGACAGUACAAAUAUUAACAAAGUUCAUAAACAAAGGGUACUGUCAUCCCAGUUGCAAGCUCUCAAAGCUGCAAUUUAUGCAAUUGAGACAGUUCUGCCCGACGAUGCCUUUUUGUGGCCUUGGAAAAAAUCUGCUCAUAAUCUUUGGGUCAAUAGGUUACGACGAACCUCGAGUUUGGCAGAGUUUUUGCAGGUUCUUGCUGAUUUUAUCAGUGCUAUCAAUGAGGACUGGUUUUAUCAAUUAAAUGACGACUUGAAAGGGUUCAGGCUAAAAAUAAAUCUCGAUAUGUUGACUGAUAAAAGGUACCUAUCCCUAAUCAAUAGAGACAAUUUCCUGGUGAAUCGUAGAUAA
Molecule: messenger RNA, 3231 nt
Organism: Fraxinus pennsylvanica
Lineage: Eukaryota; Viridiplantae; Streptophyta; Magnoliopsida; Lamiales; Oleaceae
Source: the annotation of a GenBank genome assembly